Andrographis paniculata is the source of this 1090-nucleotide messenger RNA. RefSeq names its product putative protein phosphatase 2C-like protein 44. Gene Ontology annotation, cellular component: nucleus; cytosol. Lineage: Eukaryota; Viridiplantae; Streptophyta; Magnoliopsida; Lamiales; Acanthaceae. Gene Ontology annotation, biological process: protein dephosphorylation. The transcript has 5 exons. The record is from RefSeq and is a predicted model, not a curated record. The coding region runs from base 94 to 984 and encodes 296 amino acids. Gene Ontology annotation, molecular function: protein serine/threonine phosphatase activity.
UCUGUUCUUCUCUGCUUAUUCAUUCAGGGAUCGGAUUACAUGUGAUGUUCUUCAUGCCAAAUCUCUGUUAACUCUCUCUGUGUUGUGUCAAAUAUGACGAGACUAAAAGAUCUUCGUAUCAAGCUCAAGGCAACGACGCUGAGCAAAUUCCUGAUUAAAUACGGAAGCAGGAGGAGGUCAGGGAAAACAGAGAAUGCGAAGAAGAGGGCAAAGUGGCUGAAUCACGUGUCGCACGGUUAUCACGCUGUCCCGUCGCCAAAAGAGCAGUACACGCAUGGGGAUAGUGUGAUCAGUGAUGUUUCAGAUUCUGUUGUGGUGCAGAGGGAAGGAUCACAACAAUGUGAAUUAUGGUUUUUUGGGGUUUUCGACCAUACUCACCUAAGCAAUGCAAUCACCAACUAUCUGCACUCCAAUUUCUUCCAGAACUUGCCUCCACAGCCAUUAAUGGAAAAGCAGGGGAAGGAAGCCAUGAAAAGGGCUCAUCAGAGUGCAAUAUCAAAUCUCCACGGUGUAAACCAGGAAGAGGAGGAGGCAUUAUAUCCGACGACAGGGUCGGCAUCAGCCAUGGUGAUCAAUGGGGAGAAGCUUGUGAUGGCGAACAUGGGCGCGUGCCGAGCAGUGGUGUGCAGGGACGGAGAGGCCUAUGGCAUCGGGGCAACAAAAUUUUGGCCUAAAACAUCACAUUGGUCUCUGGAAUUCAUUUCAGGUUUUCUACGUGUGUCUAAAGAUUACAAGAAUGGAAAUCCUUCCAGAAGCUCACAGUUGAUGAUUGGAUCCGAAAGAAUCGAUCCUGAAAUUGAGUUUGUCAUAUUGGCAAGUGCCGGAAUCUGGGAGGUAAUGAAGAAUCAAGAGGCAGUGAACCUGAUAAGGCAUAUCGAAGAUCCACAAGCAGCUGCAGAAUGUUUGGCUACUGAGGCUUUAACAAGAUUUGCGAGAGCCACCAUUGCCUGCUUAAUAAUCCGGUUCGACUACAACUUUUCAUGAUCAAAUAACUUAAGGUUGUCUAAUUUUUGAGGUAUUUAUAGUAUUGAUGGCAUCUUUCCUAAUCUCCUUUUUGUUUUUUUGUUUCACUCUAUUUAACAUAAUUGAC